AUGAUGAUACGAUGGAAGAACCGCGGCGGCAAUCUACCUCUCAUCUUCCUGCUCAUCACACUUGUGGCGGUAUGCACUGGCACGGAACACGAACAUCGGACCCACAUGUGCUCAACAGAAGGAAACAUUUGCUCCGAGAACGCCGCUACCGUAUGCAGAAAUAACACGACUCCAUUCUCACUGGGACAAAAGAGCGAGAAGGAGCAAGAAGGAAAGUGUGUGUCUCGGCGUGUUCAUUACGAGGGAUGCAGGAAUGUGAAUGUGAUGCAGAAGAGGACAAUUAUUGCUAUCUAUGCUGUGGAAACUCGGAACAUCAGUGCAUGGCGGCCCAUCAUCAUAACAUACUUCGACCAAACGGUGAACGAUGGGAACGCGAAGCAUGUUCCAGAUGCCGGAUGCAUGGCGCAGAACUGGAAGGGCUUCCGUGCGAUGAUACGGACUCUGCGAGACUUUGCAUUGGAGGCCGCUGUUCAAAUUCCGUUUGUCACACUAAAUCGUCGGGUUCCGUUUGUGAUCGAAAAAUGGAAAAGCUAUGCGUGGAUAACACCUGCGAGAACCCAUGUGCAAGAUAUGCUCCUCAUCUUAUGGUAUGCGAUUGUCCUUCGAUAG
Caenorhabditis remanei is the source of this 609-nucleotide messenger RNA. RefSeq lists its product as uncharacterized. The coding region runs from base 1 to 609 and encodes 202 amino acids. The record is from RefSeq and is a predicted model, not a curated record. The transcript is spliced from 6 exons. NCBI's taxonomy places the organism in Eukaryota, Metazoa, Nematoda, Chromadorea, Rhabditida, Rhabditidae.